GCGGAGCUCAGCCCUGAGAGAGAGACACCCAGCCGGACACACAGCCGAGAUAAAGCUUCAGCUCUCCUGAGAGAGAGACACCCAGCCGGGAAAGCUCACGAUCCACCUUCACACCAGUCCAUGACCUUCAUCUCUGAGGAAGAAAGCGUGUUCUCUGCUGGACGUAGUGCCGGAAUAUCGGGCAGAACUGUCCCUCAAAAAGGAGACCUGCACCUUUUACUCUACCUUCUUACUACCAGGUCGUCUACAGAAUGGACUUUAAGAAGAACAAACCGGACAUCAGGCAUUAUUGUCAGCCUCUGAGGCAACAGCAAACGAUGAAGGAAGAAGAAGAAGAGCAAGACGUAGGAAAGGACACCACACAGCUGAAACCUGAGAAGAGAAGACAUGUUUUCAGGUUCCGCAUUCAAUUUAAAAAAUAUGAAGUGACCUGUGAUGCGUCUAUGACCGUGUUGGAGGCGCUGCUCUCAAACAAAAACUUUAAAGGCGAUUAUAAAAAGAAUGAGGAAAAGGAGAUGGUCAUCCAGAGAGAGAAAGUACCAAGAGGUGCUAUCUCCACAGACUUCCCCUGCUGCCUGAUCAAUGAUGAUGAGCUUCUGGACAUACAAUUCAUCAAAUCGAGUGGAAGCAGCAGUUUAGAGAGUAAACCAGUCCCCUGUUCACUGAUGAACAGCACUGAAAAUUUCAUUGUGUUUAACAUCAAAACAACAGGUGGCCACACUGUCAAAAGGCUGAUGAAGAACCAGGCACUGAAGCAGAAGGUGGAUGAUGUUUGUGUUUAUGCAUUAAAAGGAGAAACAGUGAAGAAGGCUCUUCGGCGUGAUGGGCGAUUUAACAGGGUGAUUUUUCGCAAACACUGUGGACUCUAUGAGCUGGGGUCUGAGAUCAUCACUGAUAUGUCCAACACUGUUGACCAUCUGGAUGGAAAGCAUUUCAGAGUCAUUGUUAUUGACAACCAGCCAGCCAGCCAGGAGUCCAGCCAGGAGUUUGAUACGAUGAAGAAUGAAUCUGGUGAAAAUAUCCCCAGUACUUCCACGCCUGGCAAUCUCAGCCAGGACUCCGCUAACCCUCAACAGCAGAAUCACCAGCCCACCGAGAAAGAAAAGGACAAGAAAACAUAUCCGAAAAGAAUCCAGGUUAAUAAAAUCCCAAACACAGAGGAGAUCCUGAAGCUACUGCGGGAUCAGUUUGAAGGUUUGCAGAAGCAGCUGAAGGAGCGAGAGAGUCUCACUAAGCCUGCUGAGGUGCAGGAGUUCUUCAGAGAAGAGUUUGAUAAAAGUGCUCAGAGCUUCUCGGAGGUGAAGAGAGUGAGACAGUUGAUGAAGCUCUCCGAUUCUGUCUGUCAGAUCCGUGUGGAGGGGUUUGGAAAUGGAACUGGAUUUCUGCUGUUUGACAGGUUCAUCCUCACUAACGCACAUGUUAUCGGAAACUUUGACCCGUUCACACAGAGGCUGCACCGCCCCAUCUCUGCUGUGUUCGACUUUGAGGAUUUGGACAUGGGGAACAAACUCUCACUGAAGGAGAACCUUGUUGCCUAUUUUUAUGGUAAGAACGACAAGGGGCAGCAUCUGGACUUCGCUCUGCUGGAACUCAGUGAUGAUGCAAAACUUCCUUAUUGUCCUGAAUUGCUUAGCAGGUACAGUCCUCCUCCCACUAGAGGUGGGAUCUGCAUAGUGGGGCACCCUGAUGGAGGGGUCAAGAGAAUGGACCCCUGUUUCAUCAUUGAAAAAGAUGAAGUUCCAAAUGCAGCAGACGAGCACCAGGCUAAGAACAGCGACUUCUUACACGUCAUAACACAGCAGUGUUUGGCAGAGAAAUGGGAAAACCAUUAUUCCCAGAUCAGUUAUGAUUCCUGUUUCUUUCAUGGAUCCUCCGGCUCACCGGUCUUUAAUGAUCACUGCGAGCUGAUUGGUGUCCACACUGGUGGCUACGUUUACAAAGGAAAAGGAGGGAAAACCAGAAGUGUGAUGGAAUACGCUUUUCCCAUGCUUCCCAUCCUGGUGUGCAUCGUCAGACAGUGCUGGCAGAAAGGCAGAUCUGAUAUUCUUCAGUACUUUGAGGAUCAAAACAACAUGAAAUACGUGCUUCAGGUGGCAAAUGAGCAGUGAAAUCAGCAGCGUACAAGCGCCCUUCGAAACAUCAACUCUUUCAUUUCUCACUACCAAAUAUAUACAGAACAUCAGGAGGGACUGUGGCUUCUGUUUUCCAUUUGUCAGGUUAAUCACUUUCACACACAUUUGUUUUAAACAAAUUUUUAUUUGUGGUAGCCCAGCACUACAGCAGCAGACACAAACCCCCCAAAAAUCAGCAAGGCUGGACUGCACUGCACACUCCUGAAGGCUAUUCGUAAUGAAUGUUGGAGGUGGACAUUCUCUUUUUUGUUGUUUUGUUCAGAGUGAAAGGAAUGGGUAACGAUCCUGAGGGUCUUCACCAGGUAGUCAUUAAGGUUGAGUCAAAAUGUCUGGCUGAACCAACUCAUACAUCAUGUAUCAAACGACAUAUCCAAGUGCAAAUCCAACACUGAUGAGACUGUGAGGGAGUGGAUCUGUGACCAUGACCAUAAGGACCAUGAGGACAAUUCAUCAAGACCAAGCUCCACAUUUCACCAGAGCAGCUGGUCAGGAAGUGUCGCAGGAGCUUCACCCCACCAUCAUUUUCAAUCCUCAAGCAGUGUGGAUCGCAUUUAUUAAGCCAUCAAAGAAACGUAGUCAGAAAUUGCCAAAAAAGGUGCACCUUGUCUUAUCAGGCUAUCAGCAGCUCUAUGCAGCAUAAAAGCCACCCAAAGACACUGGACUGAGCACAAACGUACAAGACUCUACUCAGUUGACCUUCACUUUCUGUUCUACAUGACGAAAAAUCACAAAAAGACCUGCAGACAAAAACUUUCCUCCAGCAUGAUUCUCAGAGAAUGGCUAAACAUCCCUGCAUCGUGUGGCUGUUUGGGGGGAGGAACAUUGCUGUAACCCUGCCUUCUUCAAAACUAACGCCCUAUAAAGUCACGUCCUCACCUUCUGCUUUCAUGAUGAACUGUCUGCAAUCCCGACCUCCACUCCAUCAUCCCCCAGUCCCUCAGUCCUACAUCAGUCCUACUACAGCUAUGAGGAGGCCCAGUCUUCUAUCUACAGGCAGAAGCUGCCUAGAACUCCAGCGGAAGUUCUCAGAGUUCUACCUCCCUCAACCAGUCUUCCCUCAUACUACCACCGCCAUGUUGAGGGCAUGAUUUGAACUCAAAGUAUAAUUAGUUCAGUCUGCUCUUGCAGAAAUGUUAUGGCCAAUGCACAUUGGACACGCCACAGUGCAGCAUCACAUUAUGUCACGUGACUAUUACAGAAACUAUUACUAUGACCGGUGACUCUACAUGUUUGAACGGUAGAGAAGGUUCAUUAAUUGGGACGUUAGUCAGUUUUACGCCUUUCAGAAGCAGUGCUGAUUUUUCUGGGUUCAGUAGAUUUAAAGUGCUGAACAGUGAGGGAGGGAUAUCUUCACUGAAGGUGAACUGAGUGUGCUGUCAUUCCUGGUGAAGUGUGAGAUGUAGAGAUGUCGUAUUCCAGGAUCAGGUCCUCCAUUCCACCACACAGACUACCUCCAGUAUCAGUCACUAAACUACGGGCUGGACACCAAAGAUCAGGCCUGGGGUGUGUUUAAUUACGCUCGCUCACAUGUGUUUGUAGCUGCAGUGAUCGCUGACCACUAUCAAAUCACUGUUUAUCAAUAAUCAUUUACUAUUUACUGUACUUUGACUUCUUUCCCUUUUGCUCAUUACUGUAACUCUUCAGUUUCCUUCUUUAUUUGCAUGUUUGAUUAAUUAUCAUAGAAUAACUGGUGAAGGGAAAUUCAGCCUGAUCAAUCACCUCUUUAAUCGCUUCAAUCAUGAUUGAGUCUUCUAUCCACGGGAAUACAGUCAUUUUAUUAAUCAUCUUUAUAUUAAUCAGUGUCCUGUCAGUUUUCCCUGUUAUUGAUUUACCUUCUGGCUGGAAUAUAAACUUUAAUAAAACUAUUAUAUCUGCAA
Pygocentrus nattereri (red-bellied piranha) is the source of this 4009-nucleotide messenger RNA. RefSeq names its product protein FAM111A-like. The transcript is spliced from 5 exons. Bases 252 to 2108 code for a protein of 618 amino acids. The record is from RefSeq and is a predicted model, not a curated record. Lineage: Eukaryota; Metazoa; Chordata; Actinopteri; Characiformes; Serrasalmidae.